Molecule: messenger RNA, 1083 nt
Organism: Cuculus canorus (common cuckoo)
Lineage: Eukaryota; Metazoa; Chordata; Aves; Cuculiformes; Cuculidae
Gene: SVIP
Product: small VCP interacting protein
Exons: 4
Coding region: 95-337 (80 amino acids)
Biological process (GO): negative regulation of retrograde protein transport, ER to cytosol; negative regulation of VCP-NPL4-UFD1 AAA ATPase complex assembly; positive regulation of autophagy
Cellular component (GO): endoplasmic reticulum membrane
Source: RefSeq, a predicted model, not a curated record
GGAGGAUCCUGGCGGCCCCGUGACGGGGCGGUGCUGCCAGAGCGCGGUGCUUGCCCCGGGGCCGCCGCCUCCUCCCGCGCCCGCCGGGCUCGCCAUGGGGCUGUGCCUGCCCUGCUUGGGCGGCGCCGUCAAGGACGUGGUGGAAACCCCCGACCCGGAAGUAAAAAGAAGACAACUAGCAGAAGCUGCUGAAAAGAGACAGAUGGAGGCUUCCUCUCGCGGUAUUAAGAAUGUUUACUCUGUAGAGCAAAAGAAAAAGAAACAGGAAGAAAUAGAAAAAAGAGUUGCAGCCUCAGGUUCUGGAGGAGAAGGAGGACUAAGAUGGCAGGUUGGAUAAAGAAGCAUGACUUCUGAAGAGAAGAUUGAUGUUUACUGCCAAUAACUUGCCAGUUUCUGCAGCUGAGUAGCUCUUACUCAUCAUGUGGCUUUUGCUGUUUGCAUAUGAAGACUCAGCAGUACUUUGCCAUUGUGGGAGGACAGAUGUAGAAACAUAGCUAAACUUUUAAGAAUUAACUCUGAACACUAAGUUAUGGCCAAUUUUGUCUCUGUUUUAUAUGCAUGUUUUAUUGUUUCCCUGUCAAGGGAGCGAGAUGGGUUUUCUCACUUAGUAGAGGCCUCAGUACCUGCAGUCAGUCAGUAUACUGUCUGGUGAGUUGAUGUGUCUUUGUCUGCGUAUGACUGGCUUAGGCACAGCUCCAGUGCCCGUGUGUUCUUUUUGAUGCUUAUUUCAAGCUCUACAAUUAAACUUUUCUCAGUCCUCAUGUAAAAAGUUGUUCAUAAAUAUAUAUAUUUGAAUAUGUGGGCAACAGCAUUUCCUCUUCAGUUUCCUAAUGGCUCUUGAACUGCGUAGGGAUUUAGUGCCUUUUUUAAAAUAAGAAUGCUGGUCCUUGAAUAUGGAAGCUUUUUGUGACACCAGUUAAAAAAAUAGAAACCUUUAUAAACCCUGUGUACUUCUAGCAGGAAAUAUGUUUUGUUAUAAGUCUAGUAAUUGUUCUCAUUUUCUGAUGUGAAUUUCUUCUGAGUCUGUAAGUAUUUAUAAUGAAUACUGGAAGUUAAACAUUAAAUUAAAAAUAGUGUUAUUAA